Molecule: messenger RNA, 1818 nt
Organism: Pseudopodoces humilis (Tibetan ground-tit)
Lineage: Eukaryota; Metazoa; Chordata; Aves; Passeriformes; Paridae
Source: the annotation of a RefSeq genome assembly
AUGGACCAAUCACUAGUCCUAAACACAUUCAUACUACUAACCCUAGCAACCCUGUCCACCCCAAUCAUCUUCCCCCUACUCUCAACCAACCUUAAAAACACCCCCACCAUCAUUACCAACACAGUAAAAACCUCUUUCCUUAUCAGCCUAGUCCCUAUAACAAUCUACAUCCACUCAGGAACGGAAAGCCUAACUACCCUAUGAGAAUGGAAAUACAUUAUAAACUUUAAAAUCCCUAUCAGCCUAAAAAUAGACUUCUACUCCCUCACAUUCUUCCCAAUCGCCCUAUUUGUGUCCUGAUCUAUCCUACAAUUCGCAACAUGAUACAUGGCCUCAGACCCCUACAUCACAAAAUUCUUUACCUACCUCUUACUCUUCCUAAUCGCAAUGCUCAUCCUAAUCGUCGCCAACAAUUUCUUUGUCCUAUUCAUCGGCUGAGAAGGAGUCGGAAUCAUGUCCUUCUUACUUAUCAGCUGAUGACACGGACGAGCAGAGGCCAACACCGCUGCCCUCCAAGCCAUUCUAUACAACCGAAUUGGGGACAUUGGACUCAUCCUAUGCAUAGCAUGACUAGCCUCCACCCUAAACACCUGAGAAAUCCAACAAAUCCCCGCACCCUCUCAAACCCCUACACUCCCCCUCCUAGGUCUGAUCCUAGCCGCAACAGGCAAAUCCGCCCAAUUUGGCCUCCACCCCUGACUUCCAGCUGCAAUAGAAGGGCCAACCCCCGUAUCCGCCCUACUCCACUCCAGCACAAUAGUAGUCGCCGGAAUCUUCCUGCUUAUCCGAACCCAUCCACUAUUCAACAACAACCAAACCGCCCUGACCCUCUGCCUGUGCCUCGGGGCCCUAUCCACAUUAUUCGCAGCCACCUGCGCUCUCACUCAAAACGACAUCAAAAAAAUCAUCGCCUUCUCAACCUCAAGCCAGCUAGGCCUUAUAAUAGUAACAAUCGGACUAAACCUCCCCCAAUUAGCCUUCCUUCACAUCUCAACACACGCAUUCUUUAAAGCCAUACUAUUCCUCUGCUCCGGUUCCAUCAUCCACAGCCUCAAUGGUGAACAGGACAUUCGAAAAAUAGGAGGACUCCAAAAACUAUUACCAACAACUACCUCAUGCCUAACCAUCGGCAACCUAGCCCUAAUAGGAACCCCAUUCCUUGCAGGCUUUUACUCAAAAGACCAGAUCAUCGAAUGUCUUAACACAUCCUACCUAAAUGCCUGAGCCCUCUUACUAACACUCCUAGCCACAGCCUUUACUGCAGUAUAUACCAUCCGCAUGACCAUCCUCGUACAAGCCGGCUUCGUACGCAUCCCCCCUCUAACCCCAAUAAACGAAAACAACCCAGCAGUAACCUCACCCAUCACCCGCCUGGCCCUGGGCAGCAUCACAGCCGGAUUCAUCAUCACCUCCUUCAUCCUCCCAACAAAAACUCCUCCCAUAACAAUACCACUGUAUAUCAAAAUUACAGCCAUAGCCGUCACAGUCCUAGGCAUCCUCCUCGCCCUAGAAAUUUCAAAAAUAACCCAAACCAUAAUCCUCACAAAACAAGGACCUUUCUCAAACUUCUCCACAUCACUAGGCUACUUCAACCCCCUAAUACACCGCUUCAGCGUAACAAACCUACUAACCGCAGGCCAAAACAUCGCCUCCCACCUAAUCGACCUUUCCUGAUACAAACUCCUAGGCCCAGAAGGACUAGCCAACAUACAAACAAUAGCAGCCAAAGCCGCCACCACCCUACACUCCGGACUAAUCAAAGCCUACCUAGGCUCUUUUGCCUUAUCCAUCCUCAUUAUCCUCAUAUCCAUACACAGA